AUGUAGGUCAUUUAAAUUAAUAUUUUUUUAAAGAUUUUCAAGUCUUAAGAAUGAAGGGCGUAAAAAACAAUACGAAGACCAAUAAGUAGAGUGCUAAUGAGAAGGUAAUAACUCAAUUGAUAAAUUAAUAGAGUAAGAUAUCAAAUAAAAUUGAAUAAAAAUUUCAUCAGCUCAAUGGUUAGCAAUUUGAAAAUUAGAAUGGACAUAGGUUAUACGAUGAUGAGUAGAAACCAGAAGUCGAUCCACAAUUAAAUAUUUCAUAAUAUGAUGAGGAGGUAUAGUAAUCUCCAAAAAAGAAAGUUAAAACUAUCCCUAUUGAAGAUUAUAUGAAUAAGCUUAGUUUAUUUACAUCUGAUAGUCAAGAAAAAUUUUAAGAAGAACCCUCAAAUGCUUAAUAAUAUGAAUAGAGUGAAGACUACUGUUGUAUUGUGCAAUAAUGGAGGGAUAAAGAAUGAAUUAUUAUUAAGUUUAAGUCAAGU
This is a messenger RNA of Paramecium octaurelia, 479 nucleotides long. The record is from the annotation of a GenBank genome assembly. NCBI's taxonomy places the organism in Eukaryota, Ciliophora, Oligohymenophorea, Peniculida, Parameciidae.